Molecule: messenger RNA, 1447 nt
Organism: Ascoidea rubescens DSM 1968
Lineage: Eukaryota; Fungi; Ascomycota; Saccharomycetes; Ascoideales; Ascoideaceae
Gene: PRS1
Product: ribose phosphate diphosphokinase subunit PRS1
Exons: 2
Coding region: 1-1308 (435 amino acids)
Biological process (GO): ribonucleoside monophosphate biosynthetic process; purine nucleotide biosynthetic process; 5-phosphoribose 1-diphosphate biosynthetic process
Cellular component (GO): cytoplasm; ribose phosphate diphosphokinase complex
Molecular function (GO): ribose phosphate diphosphokinase activity; magnesium ion binding
Source: RefSeq, a predicted model, not a curated record
AUGCGUAAAUGCAAAAUCUUUGUUGGUAACUCUCAUCCAGAACUAGGCCAACUCAUCUGCCAAAGACUAGGCACCCAACCUGCUUCAUGUACCCUUAAAAAGUUUUCUAAUGGCGAAACUUCUGUUCAAAUUGGUGUUUCGGUUCGUGAUGAAGACGUCUAUAUCAUCCAAUCCGGCUCAAAUCAAAUUAAUGACCAUAUAAUGGAACUACUAAUCCUUAUCAACGCCUGCAAAGGUGGCUCUGCCAACAAAAUCACUGCUGUUAUUCCUCAGUUUCCCUAUGCAAAACAAUCAAAAAUGAAAAAACAUCGAGGUGCAAUAACUGCAAGAAUGUUCGCCAAUCUUCUCAUCAUGGCCGGUGCUGACCAUGUUGUCUCCAUGGAUUUACAUGCUGGCCAAAUGCAAGGCUUUUUCUCAAAACCUGUUGAUAACCUCUAUGGUGCUCCAACUUUAGCUAGAUGGAUAAAACAAAACAUCGACGACUUCCAAAAUGCUGUCGUUGUAUCCAAAAACCCAGGUGGCACCAAAAGAGUCACUGCCUUAGCUGAUAGCUUGAAAAUUAGAUUUGCAAUGAUUCACACAGACAGAAGAAGAUCCCAAGAUAUCUACUUGCAAAAACAAAAACAAUUGGAAUUGAAAAAAAAAAAAUUGCUAGAGAAAAAAAGAAGACAAUCUUCCGAAAUCGAUGGUGACCAACAAGAAUACGAUAACAUAAUCCUAACAAACGAACUACAAACCGCUAGAGUCAUCCAAGGCCAUGUCGUCGACGAUGAUUAUCCAUCCAUCGAAAACUCAGACACAGAAUCAAACUACACCUCAAUCUCCCAACCUUCUUCCUUACUAUUGGAUCAAAACAACCAAGGUAGCUAUGCUCUUGGUGGUACCGUUGAUGCUUCUAUGAACUCAGAUGACGAUGAUGAUGAAGCUAUAAACAUCAAACAAGAAAAACUAAUUACUCUUGUCGGCGAUGUAUCCAAUAGAGUAGCAAUCCUACUAGACGACAUGAUCGAUAAGCCAACUUCCUUUAUCGCUGCUGCUGAACAUCUUAGAAUGAAUUGUGGUGCUAAAAAAUGUUACGUUGUAGCAACUCACGGAAUUUUUUUGGAUGAUUGCCUACCAAAAUUGGAAAGUUGUAAAUACAUCGAUAGAGUCGUUGUUACAAAUACUUAUCCAAUUUCUUUAGAACAAAGAGCUAAAAACAAAAAACUCACUGUUAUUGAUGUUAGUGCCAUCUUUGCUGAAUGUAUUAGAAGAGACCAUUAUGGUGAAAGUAUUAGUGUUUUAUUUGACAGUUUAGUUGCUUUAUAAUACACUCCUACUUUUUUUCUCUCUCUUUAAACUUUAAUUUUAAUUUUAAUUUUCUAAAACUUUUUUACGCUUAUUGUCUGUUUUUUCUAUUCAUUUUCUUAAAAAUAUCAUCCAGUUUUCCUUCAAUUUUCCCUAAAUU